Eimeria maxima is the source of this 426-nucleotide messenger RNA. RefSeq lists its product as hypothetical. Bases 1 to 426 code for a protein of 141 amino acids. The record is from RefSeq and is a predicted model, not a curated record. The transcript is spliced from 4 exons. NCBI's taxonomy places the organism in Eukaryota, Apicomplexa, Conoidasida, Eucoccidiorida, Eimeriidae.
AUGGAGGAAGAUACCCGCGGCCUCACGCAGUUUCUCGCACAGGUCUUGACUGGGAGUUUCUGGAGGGGAAAAUUAACGCGCGCGAACCUUGCAAGGGCGGCUCUGGUUGUAGGAGUGCUUCUGUGUCUCCGCUAUUUCGGGGCAGUCUUUGCCUCCAUCUUAGGCAUUAUUUUGAUAUUUCGCAAUUUGGGGGAGCGCAGCGGUGGUGCCAGUGCCUAUUCCGUUUUCAACAGAGGCGCCCACUACCUUUUAGGGGACCUCCGCCUCGGGCGCAUUGACCAAGAACUCCGUAACGCAGGUGUUGCAGCUGAAGAUGACGGGAGAGUUGUCGCUUAUCGGCCUCCUGUAGAGCUGAGGUCCCGAGACGCCAACAAGAAAUGUCCUUGCGGCUCCGGGAAAAAGCUGAAAAAAUGUUGCGGCGUUUAG